GGCCAACGCAGCAUGUGUCUAUAUACACACCACCCUUCCAGAUGGAGAAAAAAAGAAGACGCCAGACAAAUCAGACGCCGCACUCACUCCUCCACCGUCUGACGGUCGCUGCCUCAACGACCACUCUCAAGAAAGGAGAAACCGCCAACCAGCAGCGCAACAGACCCCUCACAGCCUCCAAGACACGGAAAAAGAAAAACGCCCCAGCAAUCAAUCAACCAAUCCUCACUCACUCCAUUGCCGCCCACAUCAUCGCCGACCCCACGUCAGUGUAUGACAGCAUGUCAUAACCAGACACGCGAGACCAUCUCCUGCUCGCUGUCUCGACAGCACACCACCCCUCCAGCUCCGCCAGCCGCCUCACCGCAGCAGCACGCACACCUCGCGGCUCCACGGCGAAGAGCACCUCGUUGGGCGCCGUGUGGCUGACCCACUGCCGUGCUCGUGACAGGAUGCCGCUGCUGCCUUUGCUGGUGUGGCGGUUGCGUGGUCGCGAUGGGGAUGGAGGAGGGGAGGGAGGGGGUGAGGAGGCGGCAGACGGGGAAGGGGUGUCGUGAGCGGUCGACGCUGAGGCUGCUGGCUCGGGAGGCGCCUCGUUGAUCUCGGUGCCGAACAGCGACGUCAGAUGCUGCCAUGCCAGAGGGCAAGAAAGUGGACGAGUGUGGGUGGGUCUGUGGGAGUCGGCAUGUCGUACCUCGUCGACUUUCUUAUAGGCCGCGCUGUACAGGAGCUUCUCAAAGAGACGCAACUCGGUCCGGUCGCCCCUGCAACACACAGCAUUGCGCAGGCCCCACCAUUCAUCACCAUGCCAACACACAUCACUCAUGGUGCUGAUCCAUUCUCACCUCAAUCGCUUCAUGACCCUCCUCUUCGUCAGCUCCGCAGGCUCGUCAGUCUCCUCAUACGCCGACAGGUCGUCACUCGUGUCGGCCAGCGACCUCCCCGCGCCCUCCCUGACCUUCUGCCAGUCCAUUGCCGCUCUCGUUCUCUGCCAGCUGAAGGGGUAGCUCAGGGCAUCCGUGCCGUGCUGGACGACAGACGCGAUGUCGGUCUGCAUGAGGGUGAGGAGGUCCACUCUUGGGCUGUGUGGGUCUGAGCUGUGCGUGUCGCUGUACGCCUUCCAGUGGAUCCACUUGCAGAGCAUUGACUCCAGCUGCCCUCGAGUCAGCGCCCACACAUACAUACUCAGUCCGCCGCCGAGGUCAAUCCACGUGUGCCGGUACAGGUGCUCCAGCUUCCGUUUGCGCUUCUCGUACAUGUCCCGCAGCUCAGCGGGCGUGACGUCCUCCAGCUGAGUCGGUAUCUCCCAGCUCUGCUGCAUGACCAAGUCCGGUUCUUGUUGUCGCGGCUGAGUCUCGUCGGGCAGCCACUCCAUGCCCUCUGCCAGCUCCCAGGGCUUGUUGUCGCUGAGAAUCUCGAGCAGAUGGGCUCGAUUGUGCCGUCUUGCACGCCGCACCCACGACAGGGAGGGCGGAGCCUCGAUGAGAGAUUCCGUUGCAGAGCGACGACGCAUGUUGACCAAACGCGGCUCUGCCAGCAGGUUGUUGACGUGAGGGAAAGGCGUCACCGCCG
Molecule: messenger RNA, 1572 nt
Organism: Vitrella brassicaformis
Lineage: Eukaryota; Vitrellaceae
Source: the annotation of a GenBank genome assembly